UGACACGUCCACUUCACUGUACUGUGAGGAGGACGAAGCAUCUAGAGAACUGUAAGUCUACAGAUUGAUCCACCACGAUGAAGAUGGUUCUGACUCUCACUCUCAUCUGGAUUCUCUCCAGCACAACUGAAGCUCUUCAAUGUCUUGUGCAGAAUCAUGAAUCAGACAACAUUCGUUAUGAGACGUGUUCCUCCCCUGAUCAGUUGUGCGCAACUACUGCCCAGCGAACUUUAGGCUGGGGUGGCAAAGAUUCUGUGUCCAGGGGCUGCCGGUUAUCCACUGACUGCACUACAAAGACAGUUUCACACACAGUUGGCUCAAUGAUUGCUGCUUCAUCUACUCGUUGCUGCAACACUGAUCUCUGCAACGAUCAUAAAGUUCCUUAUCCUGAUGUGACCACAAAAAAUGGCUUGCAGUGCAUCAGCUGCAUGGAACCUAAAGAUCCUGAAUGCAAACUGAUAGACUGUGUGGGUGAACAGGACCGGUGCUUUGAGUCAUUUCCAAAAGACAAAUACACCAGUCAUGUCCGCGGUUGUGCAUCAGCAGGAUUUUGUGAAGCUCUUUAUCAGAGUAGUCAAAUGAGUAAUUCUGUUUUCACCAGAGCACCAAUAUGUAAUUCAGCCUGGAAGGUCAAACUGAGCGUUGCCCCGUUGCUGCUUGGUCUCGUUGUCCUUGUCGUCCUUUAGAACCAGAGCUGAGAGACAAACUGAAAAGAUUUCACACAUACUCACACCAGCAAAUAAAAAACACUCCUCUGGAGCUACAAGAGAAGAAGUCUGUUAAAAGACACUUUCUUUACCUGAUGAAGCAGAUAAAACAUGUACAACAUUUAUAAGUAAGAAACAAAGUAAAAGUUUCCAUUAGAAAAUAAAUGUUGGUGAAUAUUUAAAUGAGUUCUAAUUAGAGAAAUGAACAUUUGACCAGUAAAUAACUUCCUGAUUAUUGCUGGUAGAGAAUCACUGACUGGUCACAGCUCAACAGUUAAUUAUAUUUUACUGUGUUCUGCUUUUCAGAGAAAUCCAGUCAUCUUUGUUCUGAUGUGUUCAGUGAAUUGUUGUUUUUUAGUGUUCUUUUCUCUCAGCUUGGUCACGAGCUAACAAUACUCAUACACUGUAUGUUAUGUGGCUUUUUGAACAGCAUUGUGUCUGUGAAGGUUCUCAGACAUUCAGGUCAUUGUCAUUGAACAGGCGUUAAAAAAGGCAACUCGACUUGUAGAGUUUUUUGAAGACCUUUCGUCCGAGUAGCUUCUUCAGUUCCAAGAGACAAGUGGGAAGUUGAGAUUUAAUGGAAAUUGGCGCUACCAGUUUCUGUUCUUACAGAGUCCCAAGUUUAGAAUGGGUUUUACCCACCUUAUUCAACACUUUUUUGUUUUCACCCACAGUUUCCUAUUUAAACUUCAACUUCCCUCCAGUCUCUUAAAAGUGAAACUACUCAGAUGAAACCUCUUCAAGAAACUCUACAAAUCCAGUUGCCUUUUUUAAACACCUUAUGGAUUUGAAAAACAUUGUGGUUCAAUGAAAUGUUCUGAAGGUUCAGUCUGUUUCCAGCAAGUUUUCCACCCUUCAUUUGGAUCACAUUUGUUGUUGUUGUUGCUCUAAUAAAGCUUUUACCAGUUGAUCUAUUAAA
This is a messenger RNA of Mugil cephalus (flathead mullet), 1626 nucleotides long. Its product is annotated as urokinase plasminogen activator surface receptor-like. Bases 78 to 686 code for a protein of 202 amino acids. Lineage: Eukaryota; Metazoa; Chordata; Actinopteri; Mugiliformes; Mugilidae. The record is from RefSeq and is a predicted model, not a curated record. The transcript is spliced from 5 exons.